GUAGCAGGUAAAUUCUUGCUACAGCCUGUUCACUGGCAUGCCAGCCUACAAUUUUUUUAUGAACAUAAAGUAAAUACACCACAUUUUCCACACCAGCAGUUACUUGCUUAUCAAGUUAGUCAACUCUAAGAGAAACUAAUUGUAAAUAUCUGCUUCAGACUGGUUUUAUUUAGUUAGAAAAGAGACAGCGUAUUGUGUAGGCUAAAUGACUGCACAAACAUUAGCAAAAAUCCAGAAGUGAAUGCAUGAGCUGACCCUCAUUUAUCGUCUACAAAGAGUACAGGAGAUCUCAAAAAAAGUCUCAAAGUGUCAUUCUCUGUUCCUCUGCUACAGGACAACUACAUCAUGACCGAUUACAAUGAAACUGAUUUGUUUGACUAUGACAAUGAUUACUGUGAUGAGGUGUGCCAUAAAGAAGAUAUACUGAAGGUCGUAUCCUAUCUUAUACCAAUUUUUCUCACACUAGUGUUUGUACUAAGUUUCAUCGGUAACAUCCUGGUUCUUAUCAUCCUGGUGGUCUACGAGAACAUGAAAUCCCUCGCCAACAUCUUCAUCCUCAAUCUCGCUCUGUCAGAUCUGCUCUUCACUUUUGGACUUCCAUUUUGGGCCUCUUACUACAUGUGGGGUUGUACAUUUGGAGAUUUUGGCUGCAAAGCGGUGAAGUUUUUGUUUUACGCUGGAUUUUAUAGCAGUGUGCUUUUUUUAACUCUUAUGACCAUUCAGCGUUACAUGGCUGUUGUUCAUCCUCUCUCUGAUUGGGAGAGAUGCAGAGGGUUUUCAGUCGCACCCUUCAUCAUAUGGAUCCUGAGUGCUGGAGCUGCACUGCUUGGGUCAUAUCGUAGCAAAGUUAUACCAGAAGAAAACAACAUAUACUGUGAAUAUGACAGUAUUUCAAUGAAACUUCUAAUUGGUUAUCUUCAAAAUGGUUUUUUUGUCUGUGCAUUUAUAAUCAUGGGUUUUUGCUAUGCAAGAAUGCUUCAAACUAUAACAAAGACGCGCACAAAUAAGAGACACAAGACCAUUCGGCUUAUACUUUGCAUUUCGUUAGUGUUUUUUAUUGGUUGGGCUCCAUAUAACAUUGUUAUGUUCGUGAGAUCUUUCAGUGAUCUUAAUCUAAUCACAGACUGUCCGAUAAGCAAAAAUAUUGACAAUGCAUUUUAUGUUUCCAGACUUUUAGCUUUCUCACACUGUUGCCUGAAUCCUGUGUUUUAUGCGUUUGUUGAUUUGAAGUUCAGAAAUGAUUUAAAAAUGAUUCUGCAGAUAAUUUUUUGUCAGAAAACACCCCUCCAGGUCAGGCAGAGAAGAUCUGAUGUACUAACACAAAACUCAUGUACUGUUGCGAUGAAUCUUCUGUGAGUGGUUUAUUUAAGUUAAAUAUGCAUUACAUUUGCAUGUCAUAAGUAUAUUACAACAAUUUACGAUUAACUAAGAAUAAUAGUCAACUUUAUUAUUGUUAAUAUUCUGAAACAAGACAGUCUUGAUGACAUCGUAUGCAGCCUGCAAAUGCGACCUUCGGAGGCUGCACCCGAUUGAGAAACGGUCAUGUUGUGACAGCUGGAAGUACUUGCGUGACUUUUAUAAAUUGACUUAAAUAUUGUACUGUUUACAUAAUAAUAAACAGAUUUAUUUAUUUUAUAUUUAUAUUCAGAAUACCCCAUGUAAUUUAUGUGACCCUAGUCUCAUAAUCUAUCAUACUAUUAGUUUAAGAGCAUCAAAUCUUUUUUUUUUCUUUUUUUUUUUACAAAAAUGUUACCUUAAUCAAUAUUAAAGAUAUCAACAAUAUAUUUUCAUAUUGUGUAGGGUGAUUUUAUGUAGAAAAAAAUGCUGGUUUUUCACAGGCAGGGAUGUAUGAAAUUUGCAUAGCAAUUAGUAAAACAUGGAUGAAAGAUGGAAAAGGCUCCUGGUUCGAGUCAAGAGGCCUGUCUGGUUUGUUUUCUUUCUAUAUCAGUGUGGGUUUACAUGAGUGCAUGUGUGUGACUGUCCUACCUGUGGUCAGAUAUGCUGGGAUAGGCUCCAGUCCUCUUAUAACACUACAGAUGAUACACAGAUUUAGAGAAUUAAUAAAUUGAUAAUACACUUUACAUUGUUAAAUAUGCAUUGCAGAAUAGUGUUUGGAGGAACAAAACUAUCAUUAGGCCAGAGCCAUUCUCAAGUGGAAAGCAAACAGGUACAUUUUUGCUGCAGCCAAAUGUGUGCCAAUGGACUAUGAAAAUAAAUACACCACAUUUUCAACACAACCUACUUAAUAGUCAGCUCAAGUUUUAUUUAGUUAAGGUCUAACUGACUGCACAAACAACAGCAAAAAUACAGGUAUAGAAAAGUUUUUAGUUUCUUCAUUUUUAUCGUAGUAAUAUUUUAAUAAGUUACAUAAGUCAUUGUUUUGUCUUUUUCUUAUUUGCUUUUAUCUUACAUUGUU
Misgurnus anguillicaudatus (oriental weatherfish) is the source of this 2416-nucleotide messenger RNA. Its product is annotated as chemokine XC receptor 1-like. Gene Ontology annotation, biological process: calcium-mediated signaling; G protein-coupled receptor signaling pathway; immune response. Gene Ontology annotation, cellular component: membrane; external side of plasma membrane. The record is from RefSeq and is a predicted model, not a curated record. NCBI's taxonomy places the organism in Eukaryota, Metazoa, Chordata, Actinopteri, Cypriniformes, Cobitidae. Gene Ontology annotation, molecular function: C-C chemokine binding; C-C chemokine receptor activity.